This is a messenger RNA of Biomphalaria glabrata, 1667 nucleotides long. Its product is annotated as transcription factor Jun-like. Gene Ontology annotation, biological process: regulation of transcription by RNA polymerase II; regulation of cell population proliferation; regulation of cell cycle. The record is from RefSeq and is a predicted model, not a curated record. The transcript has a single exon. NCBI's taxonomy places the organism in Eukaryota, Metazoa, Mollusca, Gastropoda, Planorbidae. Bases 170 to 1057 code for a protein of 295 amino acids. Gene Ontology annotation, molecular function: DNA-binding transcription factor activity, RNA polymerase II-specific; transcription factor binding; RNA polymerase II cis-regulatory region sequence-specific DNA binding. Gene Ontology annotation, cellular component: transcription regulator complex.
UUCAUCUCAAGAAACACAUUUAUUGGUGUGACUAACAUCGGCUUCCGAAAGGAUCGCAGCCGAAACUAAGUGACUCAUUAUUAUUUUUUUUCACUUGUAAGGCGAGUCAGUAUUGACACGCGUUUCCUUUUUCAAUCUGGAUUUACGAACACCAACUUCAAAGUCAAGAAUGGAGCAUUCGCUUUAUUCUGACUCGGAUGCCCCUGAUUCAGUUGUCAAUAAGUUGAAACGGACUAUGACAUUGGACUUUAAUUCGAGCUCAGCUACUAAACAGAAGAAAUUAGCAACAGUGUUAGCAUCUCCAGACCUUAACAUGUUAAAAUUGGCUUCACCAGAGCUUGAAAAGAUGAUUAUUCAAGCAAAUGGAAUGGUAACAACGACGCCUACUCCGACACAGUUCAUAUUUCCGAAAUUCGUCACGGAAGAACAAGAGGCUUAUGCAAGAGGUUUCGUUGAUGCUCUUGCCGAACUCCAGAGCAGCGGUGCACUGUCAGCCAAUCGUACUCAGGAAUUGAGUAGGACAUUUACUACAUUAACUGUUCCAACGGCUCUAUCACAGAGCGCUACAGUGCCAACUUCAGCGGCGGCAGCGGUAUUCGCCGCUGCUGCAAAUGAACUUACAGCAACAACAACACUGCCUGGUGGGCAUAUUGCUAGACUCCCAUCCGUUGUGAGCCAACCAAAGACAGGCCUCCCCACAUCAAAAGCCAAUAUACCUUCGGAGUCACGUAUACCGCAGAUCAAGGAUGAACCACAGACUGUUCCGUGUUUAAGUUCUUCGCCACCCCUUUCCCCUAUAAAUAUGGAAUCUCAGGAAAAAAUUAAACUUGAACGCAAACGUGCCCGUAAUAGGGUAGCAGCAAGGAAAUGUCGCACCAGAAAAUUAGAAAGGAUUUCUAGAUUAGAAGACCGAGUGAAGGAGUUAAAAGGACAGAAUAGUGAUCUUGUAAAUACAGCUACUAGUCUCAGAGAUCAAGUUAUGAAACUCAAACAACAAAUUGUUGAACAUGUUAAUAAUGGUUGUCAAAUCAUGAUGGCACAAAAUAUUGCAUUUUGACAUUUCAGAAGUACAGUUUGUGAAAAAACAAUUUUGUGUCUGUAAGGUUCAGUUAUUAAAUACCUAUUUCUCGUUUGGACUAAAUAAAUUCUCAAAGUGACUAUUUAAUCUAAUUGAACAAUUCGAAUUAGCAUAGAGUGUGACAGAAUGUGUUUUUAUUUCAAACUUUGGUUUUGUUUUUAAGGAUUAAAAAUCUUUUUUUUUUUGUUAAAUUUACAUUAAAAAUUAAAGAUAGGAGCUUUUUUUUCCAUUUUAGUGCUUCCAUAGUAUGAUUGUGAUUGGACCAUGUGUGCUAAGUACAUAUGUAUCUCAUUUUAUGCACAUUUUGCAUUGUACAUAUAUUAUAUUCUUGUUAUAGAAAUUACAUUUUUAUGUAAGUUUCUUUUCCUUACAUUAAGAAAACUAAACUGUUAUAUCUUUUACCUUUCUCCCUGAUUUUAUUUCUAUGGUAAAUAAUGAUCAGAUGCUGAUGUAAACUGUACAAAUUUUGUCCACAUUAAUAUAUAUUUGUUUCAUCUCUUGUUAUGACUUUCUUGCUUAUUGAACAUGUGAUACUUUUAAAAUGACCUUUUUUUAUGAAAUCAAUACAGUUGCAAUUACCAUGAAUACA